Penicillium soppii is the source of this 4605-nucleotide messenger RNA. RefSeq names its product putative glycogen debranching enzyme Gdb1. Bases 1 to 4605 code for a protein of 1534 amino acids. The transcript has 3 exons. Gene Ontology annotation, biological process: glycogen catabolic process; glycogen biosynthetic process. Gene Ontology annotation, molecular function: 4-alpha-glucanotransferase activity; amylo-alpha-1,6-glucosidase activity. The record is from RefSeq and is a predicted model, not a curated record. NCBI's taxonomy places the organism in Eukaryota, Fungi, Ascomycota, Eurotiomycetes, Eurotiales, Aspergillaceae.
AUGAGCUCCUCUCGCCAGGUUUACCUGCUUCCAUUGAAGGAUGACGGAGCUCCUGAUGUUCCCGGGGGCUUCAUUUACCUCGCUCCUCCGCCCAAGGGUGGAUAUGUUCUCCGGUUCAUCAUCGAGGGAACGAGCUCCAUCUGCCGCCAGGGUAGCCUCUGGGUGAAUAUCCCUGAAGAGGGCAAGCCUUUUGAGCGCCAUGCAUUCCGGGAAUUCAAGUUGCGGCCCAAUUUCAACGAGAACAUUCAGAUUGACAUCCCUGUGUUAUUUGCGGGAUCGUUCGCUUUCUAUACAACGUUCUCUCCCCUGCCGGAGUUCUCGGUGGAGGAUGUGCCUACCCCGGAGCCUACCCAGACACCUGUACACUACAUCGAUGUGUCGCCGAGACUCACGCUGCAAGGAAAGGACUUACCGCUCAAUGCGCUAUCUGUCUUCUCGGUCAUCUCUAAGUUUAUGGGUCAAUACCCCACAGACUGGAAUAAACACCUUCGUGGCAUCAGUCAGCGGAACUACAACAUGGUUCACUUUACCCCUCUGAUGCAGCGUGGCGCGUCGAACUCCCCAUACAGUAUUUAUGAUCAAUUGGCAUUCGACAGCGCCUUCUUCCCCAAUGGAGAGGAUGAUGUCACUUCUUUGGUCGCGAGGAUGGAGAAGGAAUAUGGCCUUCUCACUUUGACUGAUGUGGUCUGGAACCACACAGCUAACAACAGCAAGUGGCUGGAAGAGCACCCCGAGUCUGGUUACAGUGUGGAGACUGCUCCCUGGCUGGAAGCAGCUCUCGAGCUGGACACUGCGCUUUUGGAAUUCGGUGAAGGCCUUGAAGAUCAAGGUCUCCCAACAGAGUUCAAAACCGAGGCCGACUUGGUGACUGUUAUGAACGCAGCACGCAAGCAAGUUAUCGAUGGAAUUCGUCUUUGGGAAUUUUACGUCCUCGAUGUAAAGAGCGACGUCAAGAAGAUCCUAGACGCAUGGAUCAAUGAAGACGUUGAUCCCGAGCUCAUUAGGCGGGAUGAUAUGCAACAGUUCAAGGGAUGGUCACUUGCCCAGCAGGCCAACAUUGUUCAUGAGCUUGGUAUUCCAUCCGCCAAGCAAGUCCUUGGACGCUUUGGCCGAGCUGUAGAUCCCAAAUUUGGUGCUGUUGCCUUGAAUAUCAUCUUCGGUGCUUACAACCAAGACAAAACCAACCUAACCGAGGCCGAGGAGUUCUUGACCAAGCUACUUGAUGAAGCCAAUCUGUCCUUCUACAGUGAACACAAUGCUGACGUUAAUGCAAUCAUGGAUCAAUUAUUCAACCGCAUCAAGUAUCUCAGAAUUGAAGAGCACGGUCCUAAAAUGGGCGCUGUUACAAAGGAGAACCCUUUGAUCGAAACUUACUUCACCCGCCUUCCUCUGAACGAAAUUACAAAGAAGCACGACCCCAAGGCCUUGGCUUUGGUUAAUAAUGGCUGGAUCUGGAACGCCGAUGCUAUGCGUGACAAUGCCGGCCCCGAUUCAAAGGCCUACCUGCGCCGCGAAGUGAUCGUUUGGGGUGACUGUGUCAAACUGCGAUACGGAUCUUCGCCCGAGGACAGUCCUUUCCUCUGGGACUUCAUGACCCGUUAUACUCGCCUCAUGGCCAAGUACUUCAAUGGAUUCAGAAUCGACAAUUGCCAUUCAACACCCCUGGUUGUAGCAGAAUACUUGCUGGAUGAAGCCCGAAAAGUCAGACCUGAUCUGACUGUGUUUGCCGAGCUGUUUACUGGCUCUGAGGAGGCCGACUAUAUCUUCGUCAAGCGCUUGGGUAUCAAUGCCCUCAUUCGCGAAGCCAUGCAGGCGUGGAGCACGGAGGAGCUCAGUCGUCUUGUUCACCGUCAUGGUGGCCAGCCAAUCGGUAGCUUUGAGAUGGACCUGCCUUCCGCUGGUAGCAGCCAUGCUAUUGCAUCUGCUAGAUCUGGCAAGAGCGAUGAGAAAAUCACUCAUAUUCGCCCAUGCCCGGUUCCUGCGCUCUUCAUGGACUGUACCCACGAUAAUGAAGUGCCUGCGCAGAAGCGCGAUGCCCGAGACACCCUUCCUAACGCUGCCCUUGUGGCCAUGUGCGCAUCAGCUACGGGUAGUGUGAUGGGUUACGAUGAGGUAUAUCCCAAGCUCAUCGAUCUCGUACACGAAACCCGCCAAUAUGCUUCUCAGUUCUCAGACUCUGAAACACUGGCUGUUGGGUCUUGCGAAGGCGGCAUCGGUGGUGUUAAGAAGCUUCUCAACCAGCUCCACACCAUGAUGGGAGUUGAAGGAUACGAUGAAACUCAUAUUCAUCACGAUGGUGAAUACAUCACUGUGCACAGGGUCCAUCCCAAGACCAGGAAGGGUAUCUUUUUGGUCGCACACACUGCUUUCCCAGGAAACGAGAGCGGUGCUAUUUUGGAUGCCACCCACAUCGCGGGUACCAAUGCCAAGCACAUUGGAUCCUGGCAGCUCGAGGUUGAGGCUGACGAUGACACAAAGGCCAAGAUCCUGGGCGAUGAUAAGUACUUGAAAGGUCUUCCCAGCCGCACCCGCGAUAUUGAUAGCACCAAGGUUGAGCAAACCGAUAAGGAAGUCAUCAUUUCUGUUCUUGACACUCUUGUCCCUGGAUCCAUUGCUCUCUUUGAGACCUGGAUCCCCGGCGCCGACCACGCAAAUGGCUUCGAGAACAACCUCGCCAAUGGCGCGGACGAGGCUUUUGCCGAGCUCAGCUUGGUUGAUCUCAACUUUGUGCUUUACCGCUGUGAAGCCGAGGAGAGAGACGCCAGCGAUGGUCAGGAUGGCAUCUACACCAUUCCCAAGCUGGGACCCAUGGUCUACGCUGGCCUUCAGGGCUGGUGGAGUGUCCUUGAGGAUGUCAUCAAGUACAAUCAGCUCGGCCAUCCCCUCUGCGAUCACCUGCGUGAGGGACAAUGGGCUUUGGACUACAUCAUUGGGCGCAUGGAGAAGGCGGCAGCUAACGAAAGCUACGUGAAGUUGAAAAAGCCUGCCGCAUGGCUGCGAGAGAAGUUCGACGCCGUUCGCAAUCUGCCCAACUUCCUUUUCCCGAGAUACUUCGCAAUCAUCGUGCAGGUCGCAUACAAUGCUGCUUGGAAGAGAGGAAUUCAUCUGCUCGGAGAUAAUGUGCGCCACGGCCAGGAGUUCAUUCACCAGCUGGCUAUGGUCAGUGUUCAAUUGUGUGGCUACGUGAAGUCUGCUUCUUUGUGGCCUACCAAGAUGGUUCCUAGUCUUGGGGCUGGACUGCCUCAUUUCUCGGUUGAUUGGUCCAGAUGCUGGGGUCGGGAUGUUUUUAUCUCUAUCCGUGGUCUUUUCCUUUGCACACAGCGUUUCGACGAUGCCAAGGAACAUAUUAUUGCCUUUGCUAGUGUGCUGAAGCAUGGUAUGAUCCCGAACUUGCUGAGCAGCGGUAAGCUGCCAAGAUACAAUUCUCGCGACUCCGUCUGGUUCUUCAUGCAAACUAUCCAGGACUUUGUUGAAAUGGCGCCCAACGGCAUCGAAAUUUUGCAAGAGAAGGUCCCCAGAAGAUUCUUGCCCUAUGACGAUACUUGGUUCCCCUUCGACGAUCCUCGCGCCUACUCCGAGUCUCCUACUCUCCUCGAAUGUGUCCAGGAAGUGUUCCAAAGACAUGCUUCUGGCCUGUCAUUCAGAGAAUACAACGCUGGUCCUGACCUUGAUUGCCAAAUGAAGGACGGAGGUUUCCAGAUCGAUGUCAAGGUCGACUGGGAAACCGGUCUCAUUUUCGGCGGUAACCAGGAUAACUGCGGUACCUGGCAAGACAAGAUGGGAGAGAGCGCCAAGGCUGGAAAUAAGGGUGUUCCCGGAACUCCGCGCGACGGUGCCGCUAUCGAGAUUACCGGUCUCGCUUACAGCGCUUUAAAAUGGGUAGCUCGUCUCCACGAAUCCAAGGCAUACCCCCAUGAAGGCGUGGAAAUUGGCGAAGGCAAGAAGAUUACCUUCGCUGAGUGGGCCGGCAAGAUCAAAGACAACUUCGAGCGUUGCUACUUCAUCCCACUCGACCCCAGUGAAGAUGGCCAGUACGACGUGGACGCGAAGAUCAUCAACCGCCGCGGCAUCUACAAGGACUUGUACAAGUCCGGCAAGCCUUAUGAAGACUACCAGUUGCGCUCCAAUUUCCCCAUCGCGAUGACCGUCGCCCCAGAGCUCUUCACCCCCGCCAAGGCUCUGGUUGCUCUGUCAAUUGCCGACUCUGCACUCGUGGGACCCGUCGGCAUGGCAACACUCGACCCAUCCGACCUUAACUACCGUCCCUACUAUAUCAACUCGGACGACUCGGAUGACUUCGCAACCGCCAAGGGCCGCAACUACCACCAGGGUCCGGAGUGGGUCUGGCAACGCGGCUACUUCCUCCGUGCACUGCUGCAUUUCGAUCUCCUGCGUCGUAAGACGCCCGAAGAGCGCACUGAAUGUUUCCAGCAGGUUACGAGACGUCUUGAUGGUUGUAAGAAGGCUCUUAGGGAGAGUCCUUGGAAGGGCUUGACCGAGCUGUCUAACAAGAACGGAGAGCAUUGCAAUGACUCGUCGCCUACUCAGUGCUGGUCUGCGGGUUGUCUGCUUGACGUUUACUAUGAUGCUUCCAAGCAUUCGUAG